ACCGCUUAGGAUUGUUUAGGGCAUUGCACCAUCAUGUAAGAAGUGAAACUAGGUGGCCUCUGAGGUCCCUGUAAUUCCAGUGAAUCUGAUUCCAGAGCUCAUUGCAUGGUCAUGCAGACAUAAUGGCAUGGUUGCUGUGGCGCCAUAAAGGUGUGAUGCUUUGGGUGACGUGGCAUUGGUGCUCAGUGGGGAGGACUCUGGCCAGAGACUUGGCUGCAUAACUUCAUAAUUGUGUGCUCCUGGGCACAUCUUCUAACCUUUCUGUGCCUCAGUUUCCUCACCUGUAACAUGAGGACGACAAGAGUGUCUGUUAAGAGUUGUAGUGAGAAUGAAAGAGCACACAGGAAGUGCUUCACGUGUGACACAUGGUGAGAACAACCAUCAGCACCGGUGGUGGUUGUUUAGCGGACAUUGUGGUCUUGUCGGAGGACCUGGUCUGAAGCACCUGGGUCCUCAGAUGACCCACCUGGCUCUAUGGGGUCAGUCUAACUGUCUGCCCAGCUCCCAGCCUGCCCCUGACCUAGAAUUCCCCUGAUGAGGGGCGUGCACACACCCUCAAAGCUCCAUCCCACAGUCAGUUCAAUCAGACAUCAGGACAAUGCUGGCUAGAACCACUUCCACUCCGAUAGCUUUGGUCUCAGCCAGUGUCCCCGCUGCGGACGCUUGGAAGGGACAGAUCAUCCAAUCCCAGACUCUGAGGUUUCAUUGCUUCCUGGCUCAACCAGUGACACUCUGCUUUAUUUCCUAAGCUAACCGGCAUCUGAGCUAUGCUCAUGUGCUGUAAUCUAGGAAGAAUGAGAACACGGGCUGGCAGUGGCCCAACAGCCUGCUUUCGUGUUGUGCAAAUGAAACUCAUGCAAACAAAACAGCCAUUUCUGCUCCUACUCCCUUUACCUGGAAUUCCUUCCGAAGAACAGGGCUGGACUUCCUCUUCGGUUGUUUCCGGGGUGCGUCCCUUCCCAGGUGGCUCGCCCAGACUGUCCUCUCUGCUCCUGAGACCACGGCAUAUGUGACCUCAUCUCUACACAGCAAGGGGUUGGGAGGUUCUCCUUAACCUGUUGACAGCUGCUCGACCUGGGACAAGGGCAGGAAGCCUCAAAAUAAAGCUGAGAACUUGGAAGGGAUUGUCAGAUCCAACCCCAUCUAUUCAAAGGACCAGCAACUCCAAGAGGAAGCCAGCCUGCAGCCCCUUCCCUGUGGAAAAGUCGGGCUUGAGGCUUUCAGGGCCAGCCUGAGAAAUAAGGCUCAUUUGAGAGCUGCGACAUUCAUCUUGACUCCAGUGGAAGUCCAACAGCCAGUCUCAUUUUGGCCUCCAGCUGGGCACCAUGAAGGCCUGUGUCCUCCUGCUACUGGCCGUGCUCUGUGGCCUGGCCUGGACCGCUAAAAGGGACCCCAAAGAGCCAGAGCCAUUCCUGGAGCUGGAGGAAGACACGGAAGAGGCCCCGGCUAGCAACCGGUACUCGGCGCCCAACUCCUGCCACGGCCGCUGCCAGGAACCCUUCGACAGGCGCCGCCCAUGCCACUGCAAUGCCCGCUGCCCAGAGUUUGGGAACUGCUGCAAGGAUUUUGAGAACCAAUGUGGCCACGAGGGCUUCUCCCGCAGCAGCGACGCCAUAACCGGGAAGGAGCUGCAGGCCAUCUCGGAGACCAUCUACAGGGUGGACACCAACAAAGCCCAGAAGGAAGACAUCGUUCUCAACAGCCAGAAGUACAUCUCACCCUCCGAAACCAGAGACCAAGUGGACCACUGCCCAGAGCCGCUCUUCACAUAUGUCAACGAGAAGCUGUUCUCCAAGCCGACCUAUGCUGCUUUCAUCAACCUCCUCAACAACUACCAUCGGGCGACGGGCCACGGGGAGCACUUCAGUGCCCAGCAGCUGGCCGAGCAGGACAACUUCCUCAGAGAGGUCCUGAAGACGGCAGUCAUGAAGGAACUCUACAGCUUCCUCCAGCACCAGAACCGCUACAGCUCAGAACAGGAGUUUGUUGAUGACCUAAAGAACAUGUGGUUUGGGCUCUAUUCAAGAGGCAAUGAAGAGGGGGACUCAAGUGGCUUUGAACACGUCUUCUCAGGUGAAGUCAAAAAAGGCAAGGUCACUGGCUUCCAUAAUUGGAUCCGCUUCUACUUGCAAGAGAAGGAGGGCCUGGUCGACUAUUACAGCUACAUCUAUGAUGGGCCUUGGGACUCUUACCCUGACGUGUUAGCCAUGCAGUUCAACUGGGAUGGCUACUAUAAGGAAGUGGGCUCAGCUUUCAUCGGCAGCAGCCCCGAGUUUGAGUUUGCACUCUACUCCUUGUGCUUCAUCGCCAGGCCAGGCAAAACGUGCCAAUUAAGCCUGGGUGGGCAUCCCUUGGCCAUCAAGACCUAUUCCUGGGACAAGUCCACCUAUGGAAAUGGCAAGAAGUACAUCGCCACUGCCUACGUGGAGUCUUCCACCCGAUAGACCUUGGAGCCAGAAAGGGGCCUGAGGGCAGUGAGAGCUCUUGCAGGACCAAGGUGCUAUCUGCUCUGGGCUGGAGAGGGGAUGGAGGAGACCGGGAGGGAUUCCCAAAUCCAGACACAUCCAAGGGGAAAGAGAAGAAAGACACAAAUGAAAAUGAAAUAGAAAAAUGCAGAGAAACAGUCAAAUCUUCAUGCUCCACCAUGUUGGAGCAGCAUCCAGACACGGAAGAUGCGGCCCUCCAUAGCUCUUUGCCUCGAUGGGAGCUGGAACUGUGAACAAGUCCUUGACCUCUCCAGGCCUCAUGUUUCCUUUUCAUGUAAAGGGAAGCGUUUGCCCCCUUUUCUCUUUUUGGGGUUGGUGAGAGGAACCUGAUGAAUUAUUACUGUGAAGGUGUUAUCUAUUGUUCUUAGGAAGAAUGGCUGACAGAAAUUCAAGAUUACUGUAAUGGCUGUUAUUGUACACAGCCCUGCAAACUGCAUUUCAGCCCUAUGUUGGAGCCUCAGAGAUAUCGGGCCAUGGAAAUCAAGCAUGGGUAUUUGGUCUUUUCUAGGGCUACAUCCUCUCAGAACAGGGUCUGGGAGAACUCAAACACUGGACGGAGAGGGGAAUGGUUGACACAGUGAGCGGGGAAAUGGACUUCUCCAGGCCAGAAGGGUUUUACAGCUAGCUCAUUAACUGCAUCAAGAACGUUCCUGCUUGUUGACAUUUAGUGCAAUUAUGGAGCUGCAUUUUGAUUCUGAAUAAUUUGUGGGAGUGCUCCCAUAGGAUCAUUUUGCAUCAGAAGAAAGGAGCCUAUAGCUUGGUGUCACUAGUGAUUAUUUUAAGGUUUAACCAGCAGCCAUAAUUUGUAUAAACUCUAGAAGGGAAGACCAGGGUGACUGCAUUUCAAACUCAAUUAUGCAUUUCUCCCUUAACCCUGCUGGGAACCAAACACUGUUUCACAGAGCCAGGUUUGAACUAUAGUUAAGAGCAGUGAUUUUCAAAAAGAAUUUUUAAAACAUGCAAUACCUGACUCUAGUCAGGAACACUGAUCUCUUUUCCCUUAGAUUGUCAAAAAAAAAAAAAAAAAAAAAAGACAGCAGCCAACAUAACAAUACUUAUCCAGUGUAAAUGCCCUGUCUUAAACCAUAAAUAGAUAGGUCAUAUGAUAGAGUUGCAUCUUAUUGGUCAUGUCACAUAAUAAGGUUGUACUGGAUUGGUUAAUUCUUGGUACCAGAAAUCUUUAUAUACAAAUAUAGGGACCUGUUUUUUAAAAAGUCAUUUUGGAGCA
Phyllostomus hastatus (greater spear-nosed bat) is the source of this 3714-nucleotide messenger RNA. RefSeq names its product endonuclease, poly(U) specific (gene ENDOU). The transcript has 11 exons. Gene Ontology annotation, molecular function: scavenger receptor activity; polysaccharide binding; RNA endonuclease activity. Lineage: Eukaryota; Metazoa; Chordata; Mammalia; Chiroptera; Phyllostomidae. The coding region runs from base 1326 to 2444 and encodes 372 amino acids. The record is from RefSeq and is a predicted model, not a curated record. Gene Ontology annotation, biological process: immune response.